AUGGUGGUGCGAUUGAGAUGGUGGUGCGAGAAAAUAGCAAAUGGAACAUGAACGAUCCUUCCUUUUACCACGUAUCACCACAUUCCGUUUGUUUUCGAACAUUAAUGAACGAACGAUCGUUCGUAGGACGUAUUUAUUCGCGAUAGAAAACUCGUUACGGGCUUUAAUUCUCGUCGGUUGAUGUAUUUCAAGAUGGCGACGACUUAAGAACAAACAAAAUAGGCGUUGCUUCGAAGUUACGCAGUCGAUAUUCUUUAUCAUUAAGAGCCUGGGGUUCCUUCCCGAUGAUACGCGGACGCAAGCCACUUUGUAGUCAAAGUGAAAGGCGGCGGUGAAAGGCGGAGGAAGAGGGAGAGAAAGAGAGAGAGAAGAUAGGACGACUGAAAAUGGCCAAGGCGAAUGACUCUCUUUGUAUCGGUUGUUGCUGAAGAAAAAGCUACGGAGACACAAUACGGCGCGGGAGAAAAAGAGAAAGGAAGAGAAAAAGAAAGAAAGAGAGAGACACAAAAGGUGUGCCGGUAGGGCGGCGGUUUGUGCGCGCGCACACGGUCAAGCAGCUACCACGAGAGAUUGUGUUUGUAUUGUGUGUACGUAUCAUAAGAGCGAUGUGCGCGGUAUCGCGUGGCUCAGACCAACUUGGACCGUACAUUUGAGCGGGACUUGGUGUUCGACCACGUACUUACCUACGUACAUAUACGAUCGCGCUUUACUGCCAGCUGGAGAGUAGUUGAUCUAUCUAAAAUCAGGAAUUAAAGGAUUACUUACUGUUUAUCCCAGCGUAUAAUAGAUUGCCCAGUGGCUAUCAAUCGAGACUUUUAAUUCGAUCAAAUUCAUAUUCGAUUUCCUUUGAUUCGUCGAAUAGAACGGAGGAAGGAAACAAAAACAAAAACAGAUAAAAGAACAGAAUAAAGGAUAAAGAACAAAAAAAAAAAAGAAAAAAAAGAGAAACAAAAGAGAGAGAGAGAGAGGGGAAAAAAGAAAAAGAAAAAUUUGACGACAUGUGCGGAAUAUUCGCUUACCUUAACUAUCUAACGCCGAAAAGUAGGAAGGAGAUUUUGGAGCUUCUCGUAGGUGGAUUGAAAAGAUUGGAAUACCGUGGAUAUGAUUCUGCAGGCGUUGCCCUUGAUUCAGCCGGGGGGAAAGAUAUUUCCAUCAUCAAAAAAACUGGAAAGGUCAAGGCACUGGAAGAGGAAAUCUUUCACCGUACCGACGUUGAUUUUGAAUCUAAAACCGAUAGUCACGUUGGCAUUGCCCAUACGCGUUGGGCUACUCACGGUGUACCAUCCGAAGUGAAUUCGCAUCCUCAACGAUCCGAUUUCGAGCAUAGCUUCGUCGUUGUUCACAAUGGUAUCGUGACGAAUUACAAAGAAGUAAAGACCUUGUUAGAGCAAAGGGGAUACGUUUUCGAGAGCGAAACCGAUACCGAAGUGAUUGCCAAAUUAAUUCAUCAUCUUUGGAUCAUUCAUCCAGGAUACUCUUUCCGUGAACUUGUAGAGCAAGUCGUACAACAAAUCGAAGGGGCAUUUGCAUUGUGUUUCAAGAGCAAACAUUUCCCAGGCGAGUGCGUAGCUACAAGAAGAGGCUCGCCUCUUCUCGUUGGUAUCAAAACGAAAACAAGAUUGGCCACCGAUCACGUGCCCAUUUUAUAUGGCAAAGAUGACCCACAACCCGCGAGCAAAGAAGGUGACACGUCGUCUCAAGAUCAUCGUCCUCAUGGCCGCAAUGCCGAGCUUCCUGUGAUACCUCGAAGCGAGAGUACGUCCGAGUUUCAGCCUUUGGAAGACAAAGAGGUCGAGUACUUUUUUGCAUCCGACGCCAGUGCCGUGAUCGAGCACACCAAUCGUGUCAUCUUCCUUGAGGACGACGAUGUGGCUGCCGUUAAAGAAGGAGCUCUCAGUAUCCAUCGACUCCGUCGUUACCUGGAUGAUCCUCAUGCGAGAGAGAUCACGACCCUUAAAAUGGAGAUUCAACAGAUCAUGAAGGGUAACUACCAAUAUUUCAUGCAAAAGGAGAUAUUUGAACAGCCUGAAUCGGUGGUGAACACGAUGAGAGGUCGUUUGAAUUUCCAAGACAACUCUGUAACAUUAGGUGGCAUCAAGGACUAUAUUCCCGAGAUAAAGAGAUGCAGACGAUUGAUGCUUAUCGGUUGUGGCACGAGUUAUCACUCUGCCAUUGCGACGAGACAGCUACUCGAAGAAUUAACCGAACUCCCUGUAAUGGUUGAAUUGGCCUCAGACUUUUUGGAUAGAAAUACUCCAGUUUUUCGGGACGACGUGUGCUUUUUUAUCUCGCAAUCGGGCGAAACCGCUGAUACCUUGAUGGCAUUGAGAUAUUGCAAAGGUCGAGGAGCUUUGAUCGUCGGUAUCACGAAUACCGUUGGCAGUAGUAUUUGUCGAGAAUCGCAUUGCGGUGUACACAUUAAUGCUGGCCCUGAGAUUGGUGUGGCCAGUACAAAAGCAUACACUUCUCAGUUUAUUUCGUUGGUAAUGUUUGCAUUGGUCAUGAGCGAGGAUAGAAUCUCUCUCGGUGCGAGACGUCAGCAGAUCAUAGAGGGAUUGAAGAAUUUGGACAAGCUGAUUCGGGAGGUUUUGAAAUUGGACGACGAGGUGAAGGAAUUGGCAAAGUCCUUGUUCCAACAUAAGUCUCUUUUGAUCAUGGGUAGGGGAUAUAAUUUUGCGACGUGUAUGGAAGGUGCCUUGAAAGUGAAAGAAUUGACCUACAUGCACAGCGAAGGAAUUAUGGCGGGUGAAUUGAAGCACGGACCCUUGGCUCUGGUCGAUGAUUCGAUGCCCGUAAUCAUGAUCGUUAUGAGAGACCCUGUGUACGUGAAAUGCAUGAAUGCCCUACAACAAGUAACGGCGCGCGAAGGCAAGCCUAUCGUCAUUUGCGAGGAAGGAGACAAGGAAACGAAAUCCUUUGCGUAUAAGGCACUCGAAAUACCAAAAACUGUCGAUUGCCUACAGGGUAUCCUUACUGUCAUCCCUAUGCAAUUGUUAUCUUUUCACAUUGCCGUUUUACGUGGCUGCAACGUCGAUUGUCCACGUAAUUUGGCAAAAUCCGUUACCGUCGAGUAAAGGCUCAUUAAAUCGAUCCUUUCGACGAGUAGUUAAGCAGAUGGGGAGGGAGAGAGAGAGAGAGAGAGAGGGAGAGAGAGAGAGAGAGAGAGAGAGAGAAGAGAGGUCGUGCGACGAACUUGAACUUUCUAAUCUUUCAAAAGCACAGAGUAUUUAUCCAUCGGCAAUAAACGAUCAUUCCGAUCGUUUGUUCGUAUUAUAGGACUCGUUGUACGAUUAUAAAAUAGGACAACCACGUUGUCGUUUAUAAGGACAACAAAUUUUUCAUGAUUCUUUUUCUCUCAAGGACCAACAGGGCUGUGCAUUUAAUCGACGCGUCGAGUUCGAAAGUAAUUUUUCAAUGGCGAAUCGAACGUAUAUAAUACGAUUGAUUCGAAUCUCGGGUAUAAUGCAAUAUGAUGAAAUAUGAUAUAGAAUACUUUCGAGUUGCUGUACCGACGAUACGACCAGGAUUUUGAAUACUUCGUAAUAAGUAAGCGAACGAACCAUAGCUGUGGGAUCGCAUAAAUUUAUAAGAGAGAGAUAAACAUUCUUUUACAUUUUCCAUUUGUACGAAGGAAUAAUUUCAAUUAUUGCAUUUACGGAAAUAAGAAGACUGUAUAAUCCAUAAAUCGUUAUUAUUCUUUGUUUCGUACGACACAUGUGAUAUUAUCGAUUAGAACGUGUUUUAUGAGAGACUGCGAAAAAGAUUUUUACACUCGAGCCGAUCGUUACGAAAUCCUCCGGUCUUUUUACGUCACAUUGAAAAUGAUUUUGCAUAGGUACGCGAGUUUAUUCGAAAUUAUAGCCAAAUCGUUCGUACGAUUAAAAUCGAUCGUUGAAAUAUCGCAUGUCAUCCCAAUUAAUCACCGAUAAAAGGCUAACUCAUUACGCGUUUGAGCGGACAAGGUAGAGUAAGAGAGUUUUUAAGUAAUUAUAUAGAUAAGUCAUUAACAAACACGAGCGUAGACGUAGAACGUCAUUUUAUACCGAAAACAAAUUUUCACGAAUAUAAGACGGAUAUAUAGCUCUUAUCGAUUUUGAUCCCCUAAUAAGAAAAAAAAAAAAAAAAAAAAGGACGGACCAUUACGAUCAGACGAUUUUGACUCUUUUGUAUGUGGGAAAGAAUUUCACGAAUUUGUUGUAUUUUUAAAUGAUUCCUAUCAGGAACAAAAUCUAUAUUUUCCAGAAAUCUUUCGUAUAAGAAAAUAUGAUUUUUAAAAACAGA
This is a messenger RNA of Vespa velutina, 4281 nucleotides long. Its product is annotated as glutamine--fructose-6-phosphate aminotransferase [isomerizing] 2-like. The record is from RefSeq and is a predicted model, not a curated record. Lineage: Eukaryota; Metazoa; Arthropoda; Insecta; Hymenoptera; Vespidae. Gene Ontology annotation, biological process: UDP-N-acetylglucosamine metabolic process; fructose 6-phosphate metabolic process; carbohydrate derivative biosynthetic process. The transcript is spliced from 14 exons. The coding region runs from base 999 to 3074 and encodes 691 amino acids. Gene Ontology annotation, molecular function: carbohydrate derivative binding; L-glutamine:D-fructose-6-phosphate transaminase (isomerizing) activity.